GGCUGGCUGCGCCCCCACCUGGAGACGCUCCUCCCCUCCUCCACUUUCUCCCUCCUUCAGGUCGCUCUGGAGGCAUUUGAGCCCGCAGCCAGCGGAGGAUCACACGGCUUGCUUCCAUGUCCCGCCGGCCGUAGCGUCAUGAGGGGGGCAGCCGCGGCGGUCUGGUUCCUGCUUUCGGCCCUCUGCCAGCCUCUCCGGGCCGGAGGCUCUGCUGCAGCCGUCGCUCCGCAGGACUGCAGCCUGGACUGCAUCCGACAGGGUGGAUUUGCGUGUGAAUACUGCAGAAUAACCAGAAGCAACAUCCAGCAGGCUUUGGGUUUUAACACCAGCAUCCCGUUUGGGAGUUGCAUCCCAUGGCCAUGUUUUGAGCUGCUGGGGAACGAAGACCGUGAAAUCUGUGAGCACUUCGUCCACGCGCCCAACGAUGUGAAGGUCGAGUUUGUUGAUGACCCCAACCUCAAAUCUGACACCAUCGUCGUGUCCUGGAAGCCGAGCUCCUAUGGGAUCGCCUUCCUGCGAGGCUUCCAGGUGACUCUGCAGGCUUUGGGCAGCUCCAGCAUCUCCUGCCAGCUCUUUUUGUUCCCCCGUAACGUUUCCCUCACGGCGACUGAGGCUCACACGGUAUACAUGUCGGACCCGUUCCCCGGGCUCUCCCUGGGAGCCCAAUUUGCUGUUACUGUCAUGUCUCUGCCGGUGCCUGAAAAGUGGGAAAAAUUCUACAGCAGCACCACCUUCUCUACACGCUCGUGUGCAGAGAAGAUCGGUCUGGAGAAGUGCAAACAUGAUUGGUACCCAAGACAUGUUGAAGUCCAGCAGGAGGGCACCCUGGUCACGGUGACCUUUAACCUCGCCCCUCCAAACCUCGGCAUCAGGAACUACUUCUCGCUGUGUUACGCAAACGGCAAGAAGGAAUACAAAGCCAUAACACCAAGUUUAGCGGAGAACCAAACUCACCACAGCUUUCAGCUGGAUGGUCUUCAAGAAGGAACCAACUACACUUGUGAGCUGGCGGCUGACCAAGUGGAUGCAGUGAGGAAAAUAUUCAACGUUCACGUCCAGACUCUGCAAACGGAGGCCCCCCCUGUGGCUCUGGCCCUGGCUGUGACGCUGCCUCUGUGUCUCAUCACCGCCGGCCUUCUCGCCGCCGCCGUGCUGGCCGCCGUCAGCUGCUGGAGGUCCAAGCUGCGCUCCAAGGCGUUUCACAUCAAAUCAGAUCUCAUCAGGCAACACGAGGAGGAGAGCAGGGUUCCAGAGGAGGUGGUGACGCUGCAGAAGGACCGACUGACCCCCCCGCGACUGCUGAUUUGCUACAGCAGCCGUGACGGCCCCGCCCACGUCAAAGCUGUCAAUCACUUUGGAGCUUUUGUGCAGAAGCACAUGGCCACUCAGGUCUGCCUGGACCUUUGGGACUCUCUGGGCGUGGCUGAGGAAGGCUACAUGGCCUGGUACUGCCGGCACAUCCGGGACAGCGACUUCAUCCUCGUCAUCUGUUCCCGGGGACUCAAGAGGAGGCCGGAGCCGCCAGGAGCAGAGGGGGACGACGAAGACGAGGAGGAGCCUCUGAGUUUCGGGCCGGACGCCCGCAUGUCUGAGGCGGUCGUCCAGCUCAUCGUGGAGGAAGUGGGGCGGGCCAAAGCGCGGGGCCAGGACCUGUCCAAAUACAUGGCGGCCGUGUUCCAGUACUCCCAGCAGGCGGACAUUCCCGUGGAGCUGGGGCUCGUCCAACACUACACCCUGACCAGGGACUUGGCGCUGCUUUUCUCUCACCUGCACGGGGUGGCCCUGCACAGGCCGGGGGGGCACCUGAAGAUAGCCCCCCUGUCAGAGGAGGGCUUUGCCGAGCUGCCAGCAGGAGCCGCUCUGCAGAGCGCCAUCAGCGAUGCCGAGGCCACCAUGAGGAGGAAAGUGGAAGAAGUCGAGUAACCGGUAAUCCUGCUGAGGCGGCGCUCUGGACUCGCACGCCUAAAAAAAACUCUGUCAGAGAAGGAGGUGAAGGUGUGAGGGAGGAGGAGGCUGAAGGUGGGGUUGGAGCCAAAAAAGUGAAGAAGAAGAACUGCGUAACGCAUUAAGCAGUAAUAAAAUAUACAUGUUUUUAUAAAACAAUAGCCGUAUUAAAGCUCUGAUAAAAAGCUCUAAGUAUUAUUUUCUUCAUAUAGGAAUAAAACAUGGAGUCUGCCGAUGUGUUUAUUUACCAUGUUUACCCCGACAGACUGAACUCUUGUUUACAGCCGUACUUCUGUUUUUAUUUAUUGUGUGUCAAACGUCUUGACAGCUAAAAAUAAAGAAAAAUACAUUUGUAUUUGUCAUUUUGUCUGCCUCCAUGACUGAGUGGUUAAUUUUUUUUUGUCUGGCUGACAAAACAAUAAAAAGGAACUUCAACAAAUA
This is a messenger RNA of Oryzias latipes (Japanese medaka), 2385 nucleotides long. Its product is annotated as interleukin-17 receptor D. NCBI's taxonomy places the organism in Eukaryota, Metazoa, Chordata, Actinopteri, Beloniformes, Adrianichthyidae. Gene Ontology annotation, molecular function: interleukin-17 receptor activity; protein binding. The record is from RefSeq and is a predicted model, not a curated record.